UUUUCGGGAGCUAUCUUCAUAAACAAAACCUUCUUUACUUAAAAAGUUAAAUAGAUUGAAUACAAUUUCAAAUAUGGAUUGCAACGAAGAAAUCCCAUCCUGUAGUGAAGUUACUAAAGAAAAAAUGGAAGAUGAAUCGUUGAAGUCACCUGUAUGUCUCAUUGUGUUGGGUAUGGCAGGCUCAGGGAAAACUACAUUUGUAUCUAAGCUUGAUUCAUACUUAAAACAAUUCAAAAGAUCCCCGUAUUUAGUUAACCUUGACCCAGCAUGUAAAAAUAUGCCUUAUAAGCCAAAUAUUGAUAUUAGAGAUUCUGUGAAGUACAAACAAGUGAUGAAGCGCUAUGGCUUAGGUCCUAAUGGCGCGAUUGUUACCUCUUUAAAUUUAUAUUCCACUAAAUUUAAUCAAUUAUUAGAUCUCCUUGGAAAAGUCCAUGUUGAAAAUACUCAUGAUGUAGCUAUUAUAGAUACACCUGGACAAAUUGAAGUUUUUACAUGGUCAGCUUCAGGUCAAAUAUUAACUGAAUGCCUUGCAUCAACAUUCCCAACAGUUGUUGUAUAUGUUAUGGAUUUAGAACGAAGUACUAGUCCAAUUACAUUCAUGUCUAACAUGCUUUAUGCAUGUUCAGUUUUAUACAAAACAAAAUUACCAUUCAUAGUAGUUUUAAAUAAAAGUGAUAUUGUAGAUCCAUCAUAUGCAAUUGAAUGGAUGCAUGAUUUUGAAACAUUUUGUGAUGCCAUAGAAAAAGAGUCAUCGUAUAUGUCAAAUUUGACACGUACUAUGGCAUUAACUUUAGAUGAAUUUUAUAGUGAAUUAAAUUGUGUACCUGUAUCUUCAAUUACAGGACAUAAUUUUGAUGAAUUUUUGAAAAUGGUUGAUUCAUCGGCUGACGAAUUUCAAAAGGAAUAUCGUGUUGAAUGGGAAAAAAUUCGCAAAGAUAAAUUGCAAGCAGAAAUUUCAGAACUGAAUAAUAAAUUAAAUAGUUUAGAAGUUAGUAGUGGACAAGGAGAAAAUGUAGAUUUAUUUAGUUCAUUAAGUGCUGGGCGAGAGAUUUCAGAUGUUUAUUUAGCACCAAUGGCCGAUGAAAUGUCAGAAGAUAGCGAAGGGGAAGAAGUACCUGGAUUUAAUCUUAAUGAUUGAACACAAAGAAAUUAUUUUUAAGAAGCAAAUUGAAUUGGUAUUUUGUCCAUAUUUGUGUUAUAUACUAAUAAUAUUCAUACUUAAAUAAACUAUUUUUAUAUGGA
Sipha flava (yellow sugarcane aphid) is the source of this 1242-nucleotide messenger RNA. RefSeq names its product GPN-loop GTPase 1. Gene Ontology annotation, molecular function: GTPase activity. Bases 74 to 1138 code for a protein of 354 amino acids. The record is from RefSeq and is a predicted model, not a curated record. Lineage: Eukaryota; Metazoa; Arthropoda; Insecta; Hemiptera; Aphididae. The transcript is spliced from 5 exons.